AUGGCGGAUCUGUUCGUCAUUUUUGACGAGGAGGGCUUCGCCGAUCGCGACCCGGAACGCACAUAUCGCACUUACAGCGAUGCUUUCGCUACGAUGUCAGAGGACAACUUCAUUGCAACCUUCCGCUUGUCUAAGGACGCUGCUAGAGAGGUCUGCGAAGCUGUCAAGGGGGAUCUAGAGCGGCCUCAGCAGUGGCGUCGUACAACCCUCAGCGUCGAGCAGAGAGUUUUAAUGGCGCUACGGUUCUACGCCACUGGGGCAUUCCUCGGCAACAUUGCGAGGGAAGAGAGCUUCGUUUGCAGUAAGCAUGCAAUAUCCGAGGCUCUCCACGCAGUGAGCCUAGCCAUCACAAUGAACCUUGCGCGGAAGUAUCUCCGGUUCCCUUCGACUCCAGAGGAAAAGCUGGAAGUAAAGCGCGGGUUCUACGAGUUGGCUGGGUUUCCUGGGUGCCUAGAAUCAUGA
Molecule: messenger RNA, 462 nt
Organism: Ornithodoros turicata
Lineage: Eukaryota; Metazoa; Arthropoda; Arachnida; Ixodida; Argasidae
Exons: 3
Coding region: 1-462 (153 amino acids)
Source: RefSeq, a predicted model, not a curated record